UUGGAGGCGCAACAACAUCUGCUUUGCAGUUCGAUUUAUCAGCACUAAAAAUUCUGUUCUAAAAAUGUGCUCCAAGUCCUUAGGCCUUGCCUUAGCGAUGUUCGUUUUAUACUUUCUCAUAGAACCACAACAUGCUUUUCAGGUUCCCGAAGUGGUUAAGAAACAGGUGAAAAAAGUUCAUGUGCGCUGUAUGAAUCAAACUGGCGUCGUUGAAGAAACAAUCGUUGCGGCACACAAGGGAUUAACUUUGCCAAACGAUCCAGCCUUUAAAUGCUUCCUUCACUGCAUGUUUGAAAUGUUUGGUCUGAUUGAUAGCGAGCACGUCAUGCACAUGGACGCAUUAUUGGAUGUCUUGCCUGAGGAGACGCAUCCUACGAUUAAAAACAUGAUCGAAACAUGUGGCACAAUAAAGGGCAUUGAUGGAUGUGAUACUGCGUUUCAAUCUGUUAAAUGUUACAUAGAUGUGGAAGGACCCUUUAUAAAGUCGGCUGUAGAUGAUUUACUCGGUUAGUGCGAACUUACUUAAACAAUUCACGAUCCAGAAUUCCAAGUAUCAGCAGACAGCGUACAAUACGCAGCGACUCGAUCUGAACGCGUAUCAAUUUACCCUGCAAAUUCAAAUGAAACCCUUAAAAUAAACAUUAUUUAUAAAUUUGAAGACAAUCAGCUACCUUAAUGUCAUCACGAUAAAAUAAAAAGCCUUUCAAACUUU
Molecule: messenger RNA, 712 nt
Organism: Drosophila innubila
Lineage: Eukaryota; Metazoa; Arthropoda; Insecta; Diptera; Drosophilidae
Gene: Obp69a
Product: general odorant-binding protein 69a
Exons: 5
Coding region: 65-511 (148 amino acids)
Biological process (GO): sensory perception of smell
Molecular function (GO): odorant binding
Source: RefSeq, a predicted model, not a curated record